AUGGCGGGUCGAAAAGGUCAGCCUCACGAUCGCGGCUUCCGCGAGGUUGUGCUAGGCGGGUGUCAGCCUCAGAGCUGCGUGGACCGGUUCGGCGAUGGAGCCACCGAGGUGAUCCGACAACGCGAACGCGACCACAUCAACAUGACCGAGACCGAUACGCUUGUGCAAGGAGUUCCGACCGGUCAGAUCGUCACUGGUGUUGAGGAAGAGGUCGGCGACGGCUCGCAGGUGCCGGGUUUGGAGAGGAAGAUCCCGAAGAUGCCGUACUUCAGGAACAACCUGACGGCCUUGUCGCAAAGAUACAACCUCUACUUCGCCGCCUACGAAAACCGAAUCUUUGUCUACCGUCCCAAGGGAAUCCUGAAGCAGGCGCUACCCCGCGAGCCGGAUCUCAUACUGGCUACGAAGCCCGACAAGGUUGCGCGACACAUUGGCGGAACGCUUGACGGACGUUUUCACCAUCAGAUGAACCACAUCGCGACUGGGUUUCUGGGCAGGGAGGAGGUCCUCGUUUCGGUCUACGACGACGGGUCGGUCUUUGCAUACUACACCAAACACAUCGCCGAGUACACGGAGCGUGCAUCGUCCGGCUGCAGAAUCCCGAACCCUAUACCGGCGCCCUUUUUCCGUGAGAAUGUGGGGUCAUCGGCAUGGGGCAUCGCGAUCCACCAGAAGUCGCGGCUCAUCGCCGUCAGCUCCAACAAGAGGGAGGUGACGGUCUUCGCCUUUGGACUCUCUCACCUGCCCGAGGCUAUGGACUGCCGGGAGAGGCCGAGGGAAUUUUGCGAGAGGUCGGUUCUUAAGAGGAAGCGGAAUUGGAGGAUCUGCAUACCCUUAGGCGAUGGGGGUCACAACAUCCCCAACAUCUCCCUGUGGGACGACCAUGAGGGUUUCGCGGAAAAGGUCGUUGCGAACGAUAUCUACGGCACGACCUGGAUCCUCGACAUCUGGAAAGUCGGAACGGCGCCGUUCAGGAUCUCCCACAGGGCCAACGUCCAGGGUCAAUGGGCCUUCCGCAACCCAAUGGGCUGGGGCAUCGUCGUUCUUCCCUAUGAGAGUUUUCUGCCUGCAAAGUCGGUGACGGAUCUUCUGGGCAUGAAGGAGUCGGACAUCAUGAACGCGAAGAACCCCCACGCGGGACGGUGGAUCGAGACUCAACGGGGCCUCGCGUGCGUUCGCGACCACCCUGGUGAGCCCGUGGCUCAGAGCUUGCCAGAACCCGAAACUUUUGGGAACCAACACCCUCCAGCGACAUGGUUGCAACCUCAGCAGCCUGCCUUCCUAGCAGCCAUCCUAACGGGCCAGCCGUUGCUUGCUCUACCUGCGCCCCCUCCGCCGCCAAACGAAGGAGGCGGGGAUGAUUCUGAUGACGACGAGGGGGCACCUCUUGACGCUAUUCCUGACCCUCCUCCCGCCGCUGCGGCACAGGACGCUUUAUUCUUCAUCCCCGACCAUGAAGAGGAUGGGUGGAGCGAGGAGGACGAGGAAAUUCCGAAUCCAGCAUGGGAGGACCUGUCAUCUGCUUUCGAUAGUGAAGACGACGACUUAUCAAGUUUUGCCGGUGUGUUGGGAAACAAUAACGAUGCGAAUGAAAUCACCUUUAUCGAAGAAGCGAUGUCCGCUACAGAAGACGACGUUGAAGCCGAUGAGGCCCUGACACAGAGUUUGCGUCCCGACGGGAUUCUCGGCUUCUUCAGACGCAUGGCAGACUGCGACCUCAGCGGCUAUAAAACACAAUGGUUAGACAUGAUUUUCACACCCCACGACGGUAAGACAUACGUCUCGCCGACCUCGGCCGUCGACCGCAUCCAGUACCUACGCCGGCCCAUGUUUAAGAACCGAAACACCAAGCAGCAGGACCGGAAAGCCCUAGAGGAGCUCGGCAGACGGUGUUGCAUCCUGCGGACGUACGAGGAGGACAUUGAGAUGCGCAGCAUCAACCCGGAUGACGGCGCCGCCGUCUUCUGCAAGGACCCCAUCAGCUGGAACUACCCGCCGCACCCGCUGCUGCGGCACGCCGAGCGUCUCAACAUGAUCGUACACGUGCCCGAGCUCUCGCUCGUGGUCAUCGGGUCCGCCAUCGGCCGCGUGAUCCUUCUGACCCCGACGCGGUCGCGGUACUCUAUUCCAGGAGACGGGUUCAGGCUGAAACAGGGGUUCCGGAUCGACUGGGUUUUGCCAAGGCGGUCAGAAGAGAGGUCCGUGUGGCGGCCGCCUCGUGGGCUUUAUGGCAUUGCCGUUGGACCGGUACAGGAGGGCGGCGCGACGGGGUGUUUGCUGAGGCCUGAUAACGCGCCCGCGCCGUCGCCAGCGUCGAGACGGUAUAGGCUCAUGCUACACUACCGUGACCACACCAUUUUAAGCUACGAGAUCAGCCGGGACGAGGGGAAUGAAGAUGUUCUAAUCUUUUGA
Colletotrichum higginsianum IMI 349063 is the source of this 2412-nucleotide messenger RNA. RefSeq lists its product as uncharacterized. The record is from RefSeq and is a predicted model, not a curated record. Lineage: Eukaryota; Fungi; Ascomycota; Sordariomycetes; Glomerellales; Glomerellaceae. The coding region runs from base 1 to 2412 and encodes 803 amino acids. The transcript has 4 exons.